CACGAAAUCAUCGUACAAGUAAUUACAUUUUGCGACGGAGAAAUAGUAGGGAUUCAUUCAACCAAUCAGCCGCAAAGUGAUAACGACCGAUCCUGAAUUGAGUAGAUCAGGUCGAGUGUUUACCGUCCGUAUUUACUAUUGCUACGACUCAUGCUGUAACGUGAGUUACUAAGCUUGAAUUUUACUGUCGAGACGUCAGUAUUCCAGUGCACGCGUUGCGAUACGGUAUCCUGUUCGAGUAUCCAUGUCACGUACAUCGCGAAAGUUGAUUCACGACUAACCUCUGACACGGUGUGUAAUAUCCCGCAAAAAAAAAAAAAAGAAAAUGGAUAAAAGUAGGUUAGGAUACCGUGAAGAUGUUAGUAGUCAUUCCAAGAAAAGUAAGAAACGAUCUAAUAAGAAAAACAGUGUGCUUGGCUCCUGGAUGAAUAAUGUGCAAAGCAAUCAAAACAACGAUAUGAUAUCCGGUAUGGAAUAUCCACACUUAUUGUGGCAGUCCAAUAUGCCACAGAACUUUCAGAACAGUGGGCAACGUCUUUUUACAACGACGUCUGAUCCUAGCAUGUGUGGUUAUACACAGAUGCCCAUGACAUACACCAUGGAACCUGUUUCAUUGCCAACCAUGUAUAGAUUCUAUCAGCCAGUGCCAGUUUCUGGUAUUAGGACUGUUCACAACAGACCUCGACGACAAUGUAAUCAAAAUCAGCCAAUGAAUUUGAGUAUGAAUUCCAUGGCAAAUGGUUAUACGAGUUUGCAAGAAAACGGUGGUGAAUCUCCUAUCCCUGCUAACUGUCAGAAUGGAGAGUAUACAAGUUUACCUACUGCUAACAAGAACAAUGAAAUAAAUGGAGAUGAAAUAAAUUCAGAGCAUCGAAGGUAUUCAGAUCCUGGUCUUGGGUCUGCAGAAGCUACAGUUCAUAGCCAAAGCGAAGACUCUGAUAGUGCUGACAGUGGCAGUUCCAUUACUACAAUUGGGCGUAGUAAUAAAUUGGUUCUAUCUCUUAUUGAACAGAUGACAGAAUUGAAAAAAAGCAACAGUCAGCUGUUUAAAGAGUUGAAUGAAACAAAGUCUGAAAUAGGUAGUAUGAAGGUAAAGCUAGCAGUGUGCAGUUCUUCAGAUUACCAACCAGGAAUGUUAUCAGAUUUCAUUCGUGAAAUCAGACAAGCCAAUAAAACCUACGAAGAGGUAUUGGUUUCAAAAGUAAAAUCCAUGAUUGAGGAAAAGCUAAACCAAAAAUCAUUGGAAAUAGUAAAUUUAAACCAACGAAGGCCGCGAGAUCGCCGCGUUCGAGGAAGAGACUCUGGCACUGAGACGGGAGCUGCAGGAGGCCCGGGCGUCCAAGUGCCUGGCCGAGGCAAAUCACAUGGCAAAGUGCGUAAACGCAGCAUCGGUCACGCCUGUCGCUACUUUCGAUACUACGCAAUCCUACGUAACCAGCACCCCCGUGCGUACCGCUCUAUCCGACACCUGUAGCCUGAUCCCUGCACAACCGUCAUCGACAUCGUCGUUCUCCUCGAUGGUCCCGCAACACUUCACCUCGUCACUAUGUUCCCGAACCGCGGAGCUGGCACAGCAUCUCGUCACAGCUGACAAGACGAACGUUUGCCGAACUGGCGAUUGUGGCAGCCCAACGACGUCCAUCAAUGCGUCGUGGUCUCUGGACGAUCAGGCCCUGGUGACUAGUAGUGGCAACCAGUCGCCAGUGAUCGCCACCAACACUAGUACUAGCUCGGAAUCACGACAUCAGGAUGUCAUCAGUUUGGGGGAGAGUUCUAACAUCUCUGGCUUCGAACUGACACUGGAGACCAGGAGUUCUGAUCAACACGAGGAUGACUCUGUUUUCGACGAUCAGAAUCUGCUGGAUGAGCUCAACCUCAGCUCGAAGAUGAUUACGGAAGAGAGUAUCGCGCGAGACGACGAUUUGAAGACAGAAGAUUCCACCGUGACGAAGAGCUCAGAGACGGUGUCCGCGACGUCGAGCGUGCAAGAGAAAAGAAUAAAGGAGUCGAGGAAGGAGCUGGAACUGUCGCGUGGCGGUCAUCAUCAGAGAGCAGGAUCGAAGAAAUCCAGGAAGAAGAAGGGCAGUUCCCUGUCGAAGAGAUCGUUCAGCGAAACGGAGGGAGAGAGGAACAACGAAAUCGGGGCGAAAGACAUGCGGAGAACGACUGGAGAAGCUGAUGGACAUUCUGCAUAAUAAGAUGAUCGAUGCCACCGGCCAAGAGGAAACCAUCCCGUGCUUGACGAACGUGAAACGCGCGAACAACACUUCCUCCUCGUCCGAUGAUCAAGAGGACGACGAAGAUGAGACGGAGGGGAAGGAUCAUCAGGAAGAAAAGCAACGAAAGGACGAAGAGGACGAGAGUAAAGUGGACGAGCAAGGAGGAACAGCGUACAGAGAGAAGGUUUCUGAAUGGUUGUCGAUGAUCGAGAGUGGUGUUAAACUGUCCGGACCUGUUACCGAUCUCUAGAGCGACGUUUUCGGAAUAUUCUCGCUUUAGAGUGAAGUUUUUGGAAAUUUCGAAGUAGAGUGAAGAAACAGGGUGAUUUGCUGGUGUUUGAAUGAAGUUUGAAAGGUUUCUGUGUGAUUGAGAGGAAGAACGUACGUUUGGAAUUCUUUUUUGAACGUUGGACAUUUUUUUGAGAGAAUGUGAAAAUGUGUACAAAUUGAGAUUUGAGGCAUUGGAUUUGUUAAACUGAGGUUUGAAUCAUAAAAAUACAGGAUUUGGCGUAAUUCGAAAGCUUGGAGUGUUGAGAUGGUUUGGCAGGAGAAUUCAGAAUGAAUGUUUAGAUUCGUUGGUCAACUUUAAAAUCGAUGUUUGGGACAUUGAUUUCGAACGACUUGAAAGAAACUUAGAGGAACCUGUAUUCGUGUAGAAGUUCUAAAAUCCAAUAUUAAAUCGAGUGUGUAAUUAGAUUUUAAGCUAGACAUUCGAAAAUUCGGAGAUCUUGCUAAGAAUUCAAACUGGUUUUUUAGUGACAGAGGACAGAAUUUGUGAUUCUUUGAGUUGAAGUGUUCACGAAUUUUUCGCGAAUAUGAUGACAGAAUCAAAAUUGUUAUCUAUGGCAUUAGACUAACUCUUCCAAGAAUUGUCAAAUUUUCACGUAGGAGAAAAAGAGCCAAAAAUCGUUAACGAUCGUUAAAGAGAGUCAAGUUCUCUAAGUUCGUGUCAUCUGUCAAAAAAAAAAAAAGAAUUUUGAAGUAAUGAAAAGUAUCUUAGAAUAGUAAUAAAAAGUAAUAAAAAGUAUCUUUGAAGUAAUAAGAAGAAACAAUCGAAAAGAAAUCAAUCUUUUUGAAAAUGUCCUCCAUUAAAAUUAUUCGAGCUCGAAAAAUCUAAACAAAAUUUUGUUCAGUAAGAAACAAAUCUGUUAAAUGAUUGCGUGACAAAUUUGUUAAUGAUUUUUACAAUUGUUUCUUUGAAUAUUAUGUAGUGGUUGAUUUUUGACAUUUUAAUAAAUAUUGCGGAGAAUAUGGAUCGCAACGAAACGAGAAUACGAAAAUUUCUAUAAUAUAAUAUAAUUUACAUUACAAACUGCAGGAAUUUUUGUAUUUUUCACACAGGGUUAAACGUUGGUACUUAAGGUUUCUGUUAAGGAUUAAAUAAUAUUGUACAUAGAAUUAGGAUUGGAAAAGCAGAUUGUGGAGCCCUCGUGCCUCAACCUUUGAAUAAUCGUAAUUUAUUUUAAUUUUAAAACUUACUCCCUACAUUUCUUGUGUCAUAAAUUUUAAUAAAGAGAUUAAUACUUUGAAAUAAUGGGAGGAUAAUCUCUUGAUUAUUCGAAGGUUGGUUACGAGGAUUGGUAAUACCGAUCUUCUUACCUGUGAUCGUUCAUUCGUCCUAAUCUUUUGAAAACACGGUUCCUUAAAAAGCUUCUUAUUAUGCCGUCAAACGUGCCUAUCGAGUUUGCUAGAUUUGUUGAAUAAAUUUUUGCACGAAUAAGUGCAUAUUUUUAUCCCUCGCUGUUCAUCAUGGAACUGAGAAUGCUAAAAAUAAAAUAAAAUAUAAAAAAAGUAAGUACUGAAAAUAAAAUAAUUGAUAUUUAAAUAAAAUUAUUAAAAAUAUAUAAAAUAAUUGGAACUAUCCAAUACGGAAUAUAAUUGAAAUUAAAAUAUGUUUUUGAUUACAAGUAAAUCUACAAAUAUUCAAGUAUUCCAUACCUUAGAGAAGUUUCGAUAUUUUAAAGAAAAAUUCUCAGUCUUUAUUAACCCUUGAUAUGAUAUCUUCGAGCUAUAUAUGAUUACGAUAAUUUAUGUUAGAUUAUUAAAAGUUAGAAUAAUCAGUUGUAUUUUAUAUUUAUGUUCUUGGUGAUGAAAGUAAAUUAAAUUAAUUAAAAAAAUUUCAAAAUUAAUCUCCAAUGGCCUCAUAAUACCAAUUAAAAAGAUUAAAUUGUAAAUUAAAUUGAUGACUAUGAUAAUUUAUGUUAAAUUAUUAAAAUUUAGGAUGAUUGGGUGUAUUUUGUAUUUUUUUUUAUAUGUAUAUUCUACGUAGCACGAUUAGUAAUAAAAUUAAAUUGCAAGUUGGGGACAAAAUUAGUCCCCAAGCGACACUAGUUAAUUUCUCAGAAGAAAACGAUUAUUGAAUUUAAAUAUAUUGAUUUCGGAACCACGAGGGAUGAAACUAUGAACGAUCGAAUUUGUAUUUUUCACUGAUUAACGUUUGCAAUAGACAGAGCUGAUCGAUAAGUUCGCGUGUUCAGCUAGUUGAUUGAAGAUUAGCUGAUGGCUGGCGUAAGAACAAAGUUGACGUAAUUGGGUUACGUACGUUAGUCUUCUUUUCAUUUCGAGCGAAUCAACAGCGCAUAGGGUAUUCGUUUGAAUCUUCCUUCACAAAAGACAAGUCAGAAAUAACGGCUGGAAAUAGAAUGCUAUUCAAUCAAUUCAAUAUUUCGAGAAUGCUCAGUAAUGAAUUUUUAUUAUCAUUUUAUUCUGAAACAUUGAUCUCUCCGUUUGACAAAGUUUGAUCAAUUUGUUGGAAAAAUUCGAUCAUGUCGAGUAUUAUUUGAGAUUACGUUAACCUUUUCGUGUCAUAUGACAACCACAGUAGACUUGUGGCGUUAUAAUAAAUUGUAUGACGAUUGUUUUUGAUUUUAUAUAUUAAUUUUAUAUAUUACUCGGUACAUUAUAUUAAUUAAGGUAUUUGAUCUUCGAAGAUAUUUAAAUAUUUACUGAUGAAGAUUUAGACGACGAAGUAAUUGCCCCUUUCAAUAGAAAAUCAUGUUUAAGUUCUGUCGAAGCUAAAAUAAUCUGACAAGAUAAUUUGAUUGCCUAACAAU
This is a messenger RNA of Heterotrigona itama, 5272 nucleotides long. The record is from the annotation of a GenBank genome assembly. Lineage: Eukaryota; Metazoa; Arthropoda; Insecta; Hymenoptera; Apidae.